Molecule: messenger RNA, 2805 nt
Organism: Clonostachys solani
Lineage: Eukaryota; Fungi; Ascomycota; Sordariomycetes; Hypocreales; Bionectriaceae
Source: the annotation of a GenBank genome assembly
AUGAUCUCCGAUUUAACUGUUUCGCCGGCCUAUUGGCUAUUGCUCCUUAUCGGGUUGGCCGUUGUCGGGGUAGCCUCCGUGCCAAUUUACAACCUCUUCUUCCACCCUCUAAGAAAGUUCCCUGGCCCUAAGCUGAACGCUGCCACUCGGAUCCCAUACACCCGUAUGAUUAGCAGCGGCCAGACCCAUCACAAGCUCCAUGAGAUGCAUAAAAAGUAUGGCGACAUGGUUAGAAUUUCUCCCGACGAGCUGUCUGUCCAAGGAGAGCAUGUCUGGGACGACUUGAUGGGUCAUCUUAAACAGGGAGCCCCAGAGAACGGCAAGGAUCCGGGCUUCUUUAGUUUUUCGAAAUCUGGGAAUAAAAGCAUCAGUCUUGCGGUUGCCGACAUUACCCAUGUGAAUCUUAUCGAAGAGAAGCUCAAGGCCCGAGGGGCGAUGGAGACUAUUAGGCCUGACUACUACCAUGCAAAAGGGCCAGAAUCUUCCAUCCGGCAUUCAAAAAGGCUCACGAAUUUUCUCGACGCAAAUACAGAGUUACAUGUGUUGAUCACAGCUGGUUCUGAAACGACAGCAACCACGCUUUCCGGUGCCACCUAUCUCUUGGGGAAGCACCCCGAGGUGCUUCGAAAGCUUGUCAAGGAAGUGCGCACCACAUUCAAACACGAAAACGAAAUCAACAUGCACAGUGUACAGCGUCUGGAGUAUAUGCUUGCCGUUCUAAACGAGGCUCUGCGCCUGUAUCCACCUGUACCUGGUGCAAUCCCUCGCAUGAUGAAUCCGGAAGGAGGGAUUAUCAAUGGCCGAUGGGUGCCUGGCGGGGACAGUGAUGGAUGGAUCGACAGGGGUGAGACAUACUUGAUCUGGAGCAAGCCGGCGCUUAAUGUUCAUCUCGUGCCGGCGAGACUAAUUCGGCGAGCCCUGCGGAAUAGUAUUGGACAUUGGCUUUUUACAUGCCAUCAUCUGAAUUCCUCGGGCGACAAGAUGGUCACGAUAAAAACUUCAAAUGAGCGGGUUCUGUGCGUGGAUGAUAUCCGAAAGAUUGCCACAGCUAAACUCCCACAAAUCAUCAGCGAUUUCUAUAACGAUGGCUCUACGACGCAAGUCACAGUUCACGAGAACUCCAGCGCGUACUCAAAGUACCGCCUACGAGCGCGAGUCUUCGUUGAUGUGUCAAAGGUAGAUCCAUCGACUACUGUGUUGGGCGAGAAGAUAGAUUUCCCUCUAUGUGUGUCUCCCGCUGGCCUUCAAGCUAUGGCUCACCCAGAUGGGGAGCUAGCCACUGCGCGUGCGUGUGCCAAGCGCCGUGUUCACAUGGGUAUCUCCUCAUUUGCGAACCACUCGGUGGAGGACAUCCGCACGGCCGGACUCUCCGUCGGGCCCUUAACAAAUGCCAUACAACUAUACACAAUGCGGGACAAGGAGAUGCAGCUGCGUAUCAUCCAUCGUGCCGAGGCAGCUGGCUGCAAAGCCAUAUUCUUAACGGCCGAUAGCCCUGUACUUGGAGUAAGGUAUAAUGAGGUCUACAAUGACUUUCGGACACCGGAUGGCUUGAACCUGCCGAUGCUGGAGAAGACGUCCGAGAUGAUCCGUUCGCAAACUCAUGACGACGGGUUUACCGCGUUCAAUUCUGACUCGCAUUCGUGGGAGAGGGAGAUACCAUGGCUUCGCAGGCACAGCAAGAUGGAGAUCUGGAUAAAGGGGGUCCUGACUGCUGAAGAUGUGCAUCUCGCUGUACAGUAUGGCUGCGAUGGUAUCAUUGUGAGCAAUCAUGGUGGCAGACAGCUCGAUGAAACACCCGCAACUGCCGACGUCUUGUUAGAGUGCGCCAAAGCAGCUAACGGCAAGAUUCGGAUUCAUGUCGAUGGCGGCAUCAGGACCGGCACCGAUAUUUUCAAGGCGCUGGCUCUUGGCGCUCAGUGUGUGUGGAUUGGACGGCCGAUGAUCUGGGGUUUGGCGUACAAUGGGGAAGCUGGCGUCACUAAGACGUUGGAUAUUCUUUACGAGGAGUUCAAACGAUGUAUGCAGCUGACGGGCUGUAACACCGUUGCUGAUAUUUCUCUUGCGUCUAUCGGCGCGGUAAUCACAUACAUCAUAGCAAAGAUCGUACAUGAAUUCUUCUUGCAUCCGUUACGGAAAUACCCGGGGCCUCUAUUAUCUAGAUUUACGAGGAUUCCAUACUGGAUUGCCAACUUGACAGGCAACCAGGUUCGUCACAUGCACCAGUUGCAUUCGCGGUACGGGCCAAUAGUGCGUUAUGGCCCGAAUGAUAUGAGCUACACCGAUCAUCAGGCAUGGAAGGAUAUCUACGGCCACAAGAAGGACAGGCAAGAUAACCCAAAGGACCAACGCUUCUACCCUCAGCCGGAUUCAGGCGUCCAUUCCUUAAUAACAGCGAGUAAAGAGGAUCAUGCCCGCGUGCGACGAAUGUUCGCCCUCGCCUUCUCAGACCGCGGCCUCAAGCAGCAGGAACCUCUAUUCCAAAAGUACGCCGACCUCAUGGUGUCGAAGCUUCAUGAGCUUUCGACCACGGAGCAGGACCUGGUCAAGAUCCUCAACUUCACUACCUUUGAUAUCAUGGCUGAGUUGACAUUCGGUGAGCCUCUUGGCUUGCUCGAGGGAUCGAAGUACUCACCGUGGGUUUCCAACAUCUUUCAAGCAAUCAAAGCCGGUCCAGUGAUGCAGAUGGGACUCUACUACCCGCUCUUGGGCUAUAUAUUGAAGUCUCUGGCACCGAAGAAGCUCCAGGAACUGCGUCGAUCGCACGCGCAGCACACAAUCAGCCGUGUCGACCAGCUUGACUCUUAG